Hyposmocoma kahamanoa is the source of this 1946-nucleotide messenger RNA. RefSeq lists its product as uncharacterized. The coding region runs from base 1 to 468 and encodes 155 amino acids. The transcript is spliced from 2 exons. Lineage: Eukaryota; Metazoa; Arthropoda; Insecta; Lepidoptera; Cosmopterigidae. The record is from RefSeq and is a predicted model, not a curated record.
AUGGCGGACGACGCAGCACCGAAUUUAGGCGCGAGCAUCGGAGACGCAAUCAAGCAACAAUUAAAACAAACAGUAGAAAAUGUCGAUAUUGUCGGCAUCUUGCAGAAAAUUGUCGCCACGUCUCCCGAAGACGAGGAAUCUGAGGAAAUUCGCGAGAAACUCCAAGGAGUUUUAGAAAAAUAUAACGCAAUGUCAGAUGAAGAUAAAGUCAAUUUCGUAUCGCAAAUGAAAGGGUUAUUAUCUAGCAAGGUUGCUAUGAAGUUGGAUCAAACGGAUUUGAAUCUUGACGAGUUGCAGAACGCAAUAGGGGAGGCGGUUAUGUACCAGUUGGCAUUCUUGGCUGCUGGGGCCUUGAUUUUGGUUCUGCUCUUCGUAUUCUUCGGCUACAAACUAUACAAAUCGAUAAAGGAGAAGGAACACAAAAGGGAGGAAAAAAAGAAAGCCAAACAAAUGAAAAAGAAGAAAUGAAUAUAAUCAUAAAGAAAACGAUGGCAACGCCACGGGAUUUAAUAUAUUUUUUCAUAUAUUUUGUUUAAGAGUUUAAUCUAAAGGCUAUUGAAAUUGUCAAUUUUUACGCGCAACGCCGCGUUCAGUGUAUGAAGCUCAAAUUUUGUUCUCUAACUUUCCUGAAUUUCGGUAAAAAGUUAAAAAAAUUUGGCAACAUUGUAUUCAUUACUGAAAAACUUCAAUCCAAUGUCAUGAAAUAAGUUUUUAAAAACUCGAAGUUAACGCUCGUAGAAGCACUGCUCUGCCGUGUCAAACCGAAACGCUGUAAUAAAAAAACAGCAUUUUGAGAAAGAUCCGCGUAAAGGAUUUUUCGGUUUUUUGUACAUUUUUAUGUUAAUAACAUAAAAAGACACAUUUAACUUAUGAAUUUAAGAAAUCUAGCUAGCCAUUACAAUUUUACUUUGAAAAAUAAGCUAUUUUUAUUGAAAAGCAAAUAAAUUUAUUUUACCUUGAUAACAGUCGCAACAUUCUUGUUGUUAUGAAAUUACAAAACACUGUAUUGCCUUGUAGUGUUUUGGUUUGACACGGUAAUGCUGUGGCGCUUCGGCAGCGGCGCGCUUGAUUAAGCUUGUAAUAGAAAGAAUAGUAUAAAGGACCUACCUUUGCGGGAGAUACGGUUGUUGGACAAACAAUAGACAAUUUUUCUGAAUCCAUACACAAAAUGAACUACAUCCGGAUUGCCGUAGAUUGUUUUGAAGAAAUAUGUACAAAAAUGUUUUAAAUGUAUUUUACUUGUACAAAUUUUAACAGGUUUGUUUCUAUUUAUUGCAAAUUUAGCAGAAAGUUGAAAAGUAAGUAAUUUAAAAAUAGAAAAACUUUGCAUCUUAUACAAAUUUGAAGUCGCCUUUUAAUGAAAAUUAUAAAAUGUUGCUAUUAAUUUUGUUAUUAAUUUAAAUACAUAUUCAAUUUAACGAUAAAUAUAUUUAAACCUAAAUCGUGGUGUUGCCAAAUUAGUCUAUUUUAAAGUUUUAUACGUGGACGAUAACAAAGUUAUAUGUAAAUGUCUACCACCAGUGAUCCAUCGGUUGGUACAGUGGGCGCUGGUUCAGGAGAUCCCGGGUUCGUUUUCUGAAAAUUAACCCUAAAUUAUUUCUGGUCAGAGCGUUCUGCGUAGUGCACGGAGUGUAUUCUGUAGCUCUGGUACUCAUUGUACAGGGAAUGUCCCAGUGUGAAACCAGUUAACCGGUCCCCGAGUAUGCUAAUUUCUUGAUACUUGGUUAUAGUAAUUCUAUUGAGACUUCACUGAGACAAUAAUUGCAAUGGAAUGGAAUGGAAUGGCAGUUGAGUUUCAAUAUAAUGUCAUUGGAAUGACACUGACCUCACUAACGGUCGAUGUUGCCUUACUAAAAACCAUGAUGGAAAUUACUAUGCGUAUUUCAAUUUUUAUCUCGUUUAAUAAGCAAUUUUGUCUUCAGAUUAAAACAAAAUCAUUAAAAUUG